AUUACUGAAGACACCUCAUCGCGUUUGAAGCGGGUCCUUCCGGAAUCACGUGGUUUUCUUGACGUGUUGGACGUCGUCACGCUGUGUCUUUAGCGCCGGGAGCCGUGUAGCUUUACUCACGUAGCUGUAACGUUCACACAGGAUCAAAAUGAACAGCUUUAAUUUUGGGACGAGUUCAUCUGGUGGUUUCUCAUUCAACACUCCAAAAACUACUGCAUCAACAGCACCUACUGGCUUUACGUUUGGUGGUGGUGGUGGUGCUACUUCAGUUGCUCCAUCUGCAGGCUUUACAUUUGGCACGCCAACACAGACGCCUGCUUCUACAACAGCUCAGCCAAGUCAGCCCAGUGGACUCUUUUCUUUCUCCACACCAGUUUCUUCAGCUGCUCCAACAUCUGGAUUUUCUUUUGGUGCACAACAAACGUCUACUACUACUACUUCAGGCUUGGUGAUAGGGAACACUGUACCUAAGUUGGGACUAGGCGGAGCGACACAGCCAUCUUCUGGGACUGGCCUCAGUGGAACAACUCAGACACCUGGCUUCACUUUUAGUACUGCAGUUGCUCAGCCCAUCAAUGCACCUGCUAGUACUGGUGGUGGUGGCGGCUUCAAUUUUACAGGUGCUGUGACAGCAUCUGUACCCCCUACUACAGCAACAAUACCGGCAACCACUCAGGCAGCAAGUAAUACAGUGCAGACACCAGCUUUUUGUAUGGGAACAUCACUUUCUGCAAACAUUAUGACUACUGCCAGUUCAUCAGCACAGCCUACUGCACCUCAGCAGACUUCAAACCUAUUUGGAAAGCCAUCUGAACCUGCACAAGUUUUAGGGUCAGCAACAUCAUCUGCACCAAGCACUCUGGGUCUUGGCUCCAGCCUUACAACGUCUGCAGCGUCUCUUUUCUCAAUAACAGCGACAGCCUCCACUCCAGCCACAUUGACUAGUAAGCCACAGACCACUGGAGCAAUUCAGAGUAUUACAUCUGGAUCAGUACCUGUAAGUACUCCUGCAGUUAUGACCUAUGCUCAACUGGAGACCCUUAUUAACAAAUGGAGUUUGGAGCUUGAGGAUCAAGAAAAACAUUUUAUACAACAGGCUACACAAGUCAAUGCCUGGGACCGAACACUUAUCCACAAUGGGGAAAGGAUCACCACAUUACAUAGAGAAAUGGAAAGGGUAAAACUGGAUCAGAAGAGGUUGGAUCAAGAAUUGGACUUUAUACUUUCUCAGCAGAAAGAGUUAGAGGACCUUUUAACACCACUGGAAGAAUCAGUCAAGGAACAGAGUGGAACAAUAUAUUUGCAACAUGCAGAUGAGGAGAGAGAAAAGACAUACAAGCUAGCAGAGAACAUUGACGCUCAACUGAAACGUAUGGCUCAGGAUUUAAAGGAUGUUAUUGAACAUCUCAACACAACUGCAGGUCCUGGAGAUGCCAGUAAUCCACUCCAGCAAAUCUGUAAAAUUUUGAAUGCUCAUGUGGAUUCAUUACAGUGGAUUGACCAGAAUUCAGCUCUUCUUCAAAGGAAAGUGGAGCAAGUGGCAAAAGAAUGUGAGAGUCGAAGGAAGGAACAAGAGAGAGGAUUCUCCAUUACAUUUGACUAAGCCAAAUGUAGCACACGUGUGGUAUAUGUGCUUGCUUACAUUUCCGCUUUACUUAAAUAAAGUAUUUUUUUUUUUCUACAUAAUGCUGAUUGUGUUGUUUGGUUUCUCUUUGUUAAAAUAGCUAAUGCAAGACUUAUUUUCUUGUAUUUUCCACUUUUUGGCACAGUGCAGCCAUAUUGUAUUUGUAUCUAAUUCUUUAUUAUGGGAUGUUCACACACUAUAUAUGCAGCCGAUUUUAUGCUGUGUUAA
Hyla sarda is the source of this 1852-nucleotide messenger RNA. RefSeq names its product nucleoporin 62 C-terminal like (gene NUP62CL). The coding region runs from base 149 to 1603 and encodes 484 amino acids. The record is from RefSeq and is a predicted model, not a curated record. Gene Ontology annotation, cellular component: nuclear pore central transport channel; nuclear pore. Gene Ontology annotation, molecular function: phospholipid binding; structural constituent of nuclear pore. Gene Ontology annotation, biological process: RNA export from nucleus; protein import into nucleus. The transcript is spliced from 12 exons. NCBI's taxonomy places the organism in Eukaryota, Metazoa, Chordata, Amphibia, Anura, Hylidae.